Cylindrotheca closterium is the source of this 1371-nucleotide messenger RNA. Lineage: Eukaryota; Bacillariophyta; Bacillariophyceae; Bacillariales; Bacillariaceae. The record is from the annotation of a GenBank genome assembly.
AUGCCUCAUAGCAGCGGUGAGAAGAGAGGUAGCUCAUCUUCAUCCAAUGACCAUGAGAAUGAGAAUCAAAAGAGGCAGAGGUUAAAAGAGGCAGCAUUGGCCCGCAAACAGGCGGAGGCAGAAAGAGAAAUGCAGUCCACACCAGAGAGACCACUGGCAACCAAUACUACGGUAACCCCCCCUUCUGUACCUACAGAAGAGUACAACCCAGCAGGAGUUGACUCCCAACUUCGGAAGAGUGCAGGGAUACGUAAAGCACUGCAAGACGAACAAGAGGCUGACGCUGGAGCUGAUGCUGGAGCUGGAGCUGAUGCCAUGGAGCAAGAAGCUGAUGCAGGGGAAACUACUGUACCAUGUCCAGAGCCUCCAGCACCUCAAGCACCCAGUAGGGCAACCGCUGACCCUCAGUACUUGCCCAAGGAAGAGCAGCUAGAGAUACUGAGAAGGAGUGCCACUAAGGAGAUGAUCCAAAUGAAUUUGAACAAGUUUGUUUUUCCUAAUGCAAAGUUCCCACUAUCUGAAUUGCACAACAAGGCUGUAUGCAAGUUGGCCGUAGGGUCAGAGGUGGUGAGGUUAGACCAAGGGGUGGACCCAGAAGUAUUUGCGGAAGAGUACCACAAGAGUGUGAAAGAACGGAUGGCGGCAUUGCGACUGAAUUGUCACAAUGCUGCAAGAUCAAAGUUUCUAAAUGACCUGAAGAUUGGCAAAGUCCCAUCUGAUAGCUUGGUGGUUGAUCAUCUGGAAAAGAACACUGAUGCAGCUGUUGGAUACAGGAGUUGUGGCCAAGGAUAUCAAGACUACCUGACAAAGGAUGGCACAAAAGUUUUGCAAGCAAGGACGGGGCAGUGCCAAUCCUUUCAUUACCUAGUGAAACGGAUCAUGCCAUCAAUCAAUUGCACAAACACCAAAUUUGAUGUGCGGAAGCGGGAGGAGACAAUCAGCAACAUCUUCACCGUGAGUGACGAGGCAUUUGCCCUGGUGCUACUUGAGAACUAUGAGAGUUGUUGGAGGAAACAGCAUGAGGAUCCCAAAUCAACAAGACUCCGAGGUAAGGAACCUGCUGCUAUAAGCAAGGAGUUCAAUGCCAAAUUCACAUCAAGUGACGAUGGCUUGAAGCUGAAGUCAUCUGGUUGGAGUCGACAGGGAAUUGAAAGCUACAACGAGAAGUUGAGUUCAAUUGGUAAGUUAAGAAGGCAAUCCCGCACAGGGGCAGCCCUAGAAGAGUACAAACUGUGGAAGAUGCGCGGUGGAGCAGACAUUUAUGUAAAGGGCACAGUGCCUCCUACUGCAAACGAGAGACAGAUACCUAUUGCUGAAGGAUCGCUGGCUGUCCUUCCGGAAGCAUUGGAAAGUAUGUUUGCAGAGGUCUAG